Amaranthus tricolor (Joseph's coat) is the source of this 1325-nucleotide messenger RNA. RefSeq names its product heavy metal-associated isoprenylated plant protein 3. NCBI's taxonomy places the organism in Eukaryota, Viridiplantae, Streptophyta, Magnoliopsida, Caryophyllales, Amaranthaceae. The transcript is spliced from 5 exons. Gene Ontology annotation, molecular function: metal ion binding. The coding region runs from base 145 to 1194 and encodes 349 amino acids. The record is from RefSeq and is a predicted model, not a curated record.
CGCGCCUCUAUAUAACCCCCAACAAACAAAUUCCUUCACUUCGGAUCUCAUAAAACUUCUUCUAUUUACCCUUUUCUUCUUCAUUCUUCCUCCCACGCAUAUAACUAAAUUAUCUUCUCCUACUAAUUUUACCAGUCAUCUCUAAUGGGUGAGAAAAAAGAUGGCGAUAAGAAGCAAAAUGAGGGGCAAAGUAAGGCCGAUGGUGGUGCGACCACCGUCGUUUUCAAGUUUGAUAUGCAUUGUGAAGGUUGCGCCAAAAAAGUCAGACGAUCAAUAAAAAAUUUUGAUGGAGUGGAAAAUGUGAAGACAGAUUGUGCGAAUGGAAAAUUGACGGUUGUAGGAAACGUGGAUGCAGUAAAGAUACAGGAGAAAGUAGAGGAGAAAACUAAGAAGAAGGUAGAAUUAGUAUCCCUUCAACCAUACAAGCCCUCUAACAAAGAAGGCGGCGGUGGUGAAAAAAAGUCUGAUGAGAAGAAGUCAGAGGCUAAACCUAAAUCUGGUGAUAAUAAGAAGUCAGAGGAUAAGAAGGAAAAAGAGAAGCCUAAGAAGUCUCCGGUCGCUACCGUAGUAUUGAGGACAAGGGUGCACUGUGAAGGAUGUGCUCAGAAAAUUAAGAAGAUUGUUGGCAAGUAUGAUGGUGUGGAAGAAGUAAACGUGGACUUGCAAAAAGAUUUAAUCACAGUUAAAGGAACAAUGAACAUGAAAGACCUCUUACCAUACUUGAACGUAAAAUUAAAGAGAGUAGUAGAGAUUGCUCCUCCUAAGAAAGAUGAAGGUAAACCCAAAGAAGGCGGCGGUGACUCAAAAGAAAAACCUAAAGAAGGCGGCCAAAAGCCCAAGGAAGGCGACCAAAAGCCUAAGGAAGGCGGUGAAAAGCCUAAAGCAGGCGGUGGUGGAGCAUCUGAAAAACCGAAAGAAGAAAAGAAGGAAGAAAAGAAAGACAAGAAAGACGCCGCGGAAGGGAGUAGUAGUGCCCCAAAGGAAAAUGUGACAAUGAACAAAAUGGAGUAUAACCCUUAUAGUUAUGGGUAUGGUGCUUAUGCUUAUACUUAUGACCCUAGACAACAAGUAGAUAAUUAUGGGUAUGGUCAGCAACAACAACACCAAGUUAUUGAGUAUUGGAAUGCACCUGAAUAUUCUCUAGCCCCUCAAAUGUUUAGUGAUGAAAAUCCUAAUGCUUGCUCUCUUAUGUGAUUGGAGAUUUUGGAACUUAUUUUCUUUGGUUUAUUGCUUCUUUCUUACAACCUUAUUAAACUUGUAUAUAUAAUUAUAUAGUGAGGCAUAUUUUUAAUGAUAAUAUAUGUAAUGAUAGUAGAGUUUAUAGC